Molecule: messenger RNA, 5226 nt
Organism: Sorex fumeus (smoky shrew)
Lineage: Eukaryota; Metazoa; Chordata; Mammalia; Eulipotyphla; Soricidae
Gene: MN1
Product: MN1 proto-oncogene, transcriptional regulator
Biological process (GO): regulation of DNA-templated transcription
Source: RefSeq, a predicted model, not a curated record
AGACCGACUCGCCGCUGUGCUGGCCGCCGGGGCAUGGGCCCCCCAACUAGGCUCCCGGAGGCCCCGAGGCGCCGCAAGAUGUGAGAGGCCCGCGUCGGGCACAGCCAGAGCUCGGGGAAGCGGCGCCGCGUAGCCCCCAGCCUCUCCGCGCCCGGGCGAGGUGGCGGUGCGCGCUGCGCCCCCGGGGUGCUGAGCGUCGGGGAGCGCCCGAGCCGGGGCCGAGAGGAGUAGCUGGCCGGAGACCGGGCUGUCAUGCCCUAUUGAUCCCCCGCCCCCUGCCAAGUAUGUUUGGGCUGGACCAAUUCGAGCCCCAGAUCAACAGCAGGAACGCUGGCCAGGGCGAGAGGAACUUUAGCGAGGCCGGAAUCAGCAUGAACGCCCACUUUAAGGCCCCGGCUUUCCACGCGGGGGGACCCCCGGGCCCCGUGGACCCCGCCAUGAGCGCGCUGGGCGAGCCCCCCAUCUUGGGCAUGAACAUGGAGCCCUACGGCUUCCACGCGCGCGGCCACUCGGAGUUGCACGCCGGGGGGCUGCAGGCGCAGCCGGUGCACGGCUUCUUCGGGGGCCAGCAGCCGCACCACGGCCACCCGGGAGGCCACCACCCCCACCAGCAUCACCCCCACUUCGGGGGCAACUUUGGCGGCCCGGAUCCGGGCGCCUCGUGCCUGCACGGGGGUCGGCUGCUCGGCUACGGCGGCGGCGCGGCCGGCGGCCUGGGCAACCAGCCGCCCUUUGCCGAGGGUUACGAGCACAUGGCGGAGAGCCAGGGGCCCGAGAGCUUCGGCCCGCAGCGGCCCGGGAACCUGCCGGACUUCCACAGCUCGGGCGCCUCGGGCCACGCCGUGCCCGCGCCCUGCCUGCCGCUGGACCAGAGCCCCAACCGGGCCGCCUCCUUCCACGGCCUGCCCGCUUCCAGUGGCUCCGAUUCCCACGGCCUGGAGCCCCGCCGGGUGGCCAACCAAGGGGCCGUGGACUCGCUGGAAUACAAUUACCCGGGCGACGCGCCCUCGGGACACUUCGACCUGUUCUCGCCCUCCGAGACCGAGGGGCCGCUGCCUCACUACGCGGGGGGCCGCCAGGUUCCCGGGGGCGCUUUCCCGGGCGCCCCGGCGAUGCCCAGGGCCGCGGGCAUGGUGGGCUUGUCCAAAAUGCACGCGCAGCAGCAGCAGCAGCAGCAACAGCAGCAGCAGCAGCAGCAGCACGGGGUGUUCUUCGAGAGGUUCGGUGGGGCCCGCAAGAUGCCAGUGGGCCUGGAGCCCGGGGUCGGCUCCCGGCACCCGCUCCUGCAGCCCCCGCAGCCGGCCCCGCCGCCGCCGCAGCAGCCGCCGCCGCCGCCGCAGCCGCAGCCGCCGCCGCCGCCGCAGCAGCCGCCGCCGCCGCCGCCGCCGGGGCUUCUGGUUCGGCAGAACUCGUGCCCGCCCGCGCUCCCGCGGCCCCAGCAGGGCGAGGCGGGCACGCCCAGCGGCGGCCUGCCGGACGGGGGCCCCAUGCUGCCCAGCCAGCACGCGCAGUUCGAGUACCCCAUCCACCGGCUGGAGAACCGGAGCAUGCACCCGUAUUCCGAGCCCGUGUUCAACAUGCAGCACCCCCCGCCGCAGCAGGCGCCCAACCAGCGGCUGCAGCACUUCGACGCGCCCCCCUACAUGAACGUGGCCAAGAGGCCGCGCUUUGACUUCCCCGGCGGCGGCGGCGGCGGCGGCGGCGGCGGCGGGGGCGGCGGCGGCGGCGGCGGCGGCGCGGGCGUGGACCGCUGCGCCUCGUGGAACGGCAGCAUGCACAACGGAGCCCUGGACAACCACCUCUCGCCCUCGGCCUACUCGGGCCUGCCCGGCGAGUUCACGCCGCCCGUGCCCGACAGCUUCCCCUCGGGGCCACCCCUGCAGCACCAGGCCCCGGAGCACCCAUCCCUGCAGCAGCAGCAUCAGCAGCAGCAGCAUCAGCAGCAGCAGCAGCAGCAUCAGCAGCAGCAUCAGCAACAGCAUCAGCAGCAGCAGCAGCAGCAGCGCCAGAACGCGGCCCUCAUGAUCAAGCAGAUGGCGUCGCGCACCCAGCAGCAGCGGCUGCGCCAGCCCAGCCUGGCCCAGCUCGGCCACCCCGGGGACGUGGGCCAGGGCGGCCUGGUGCACGGCGGCCCGGUGGGCGGCUUGGCCCAGCCGAACUUCGAGCGCGAAAACGGCGGCGCGGGCGCGGCGCGCCUGGGCGCCUUCGAGCCGCAGGCGCCGCACCUGGCGCAGGAGAGCGCGUGGUUCCCGGGCCCGCACCCGCCGCCCGGCGACCUGCUGCCCCGCCGGCUGGGCGGCUCGGGGUUGCCCCCGGACUGCGGCCCGCACGACCCGGGCCUGGCGCCGCCCCCUCCGCCGCCCGGGGGCUCCGGGGUGCUGUUCCGGGGCCCUCUGCAGGAGCCGCUGCGGCUGCCCGGGGAGGGCCACGUGCCCGCCUUGCACUCCCCGGGCCUGCAGUUCGGGGGCGGCCUCGGGGGGCUGGGCCAGCUGCAGUCGCCCGGGGCCGGGGUGGGGCUGCCCAGCGCGCCCUCCGAGCGCCGGCCCCCGCCGCCCGAUUUCGCGGCGCCCGCCCUGGGGGGCCAGCCCGGGUUCCCGUUCGGCGCCGCCAGCCGGCAGGCCACGCCGCACAGCGGCCCCGGCGUGAACUCGCCCCCGGGCGCGGGCGGGGCGGGCGGCGGCGCGGGCGGCGGCGCGGGGGGCGCGGGGCCCGCGGGGGGCGCGGGGGGCGCCUACCCGCCGGGGCAGCCCGACUUCCAGCCGGGCCAGCGCGCCUCGGCCAGCAAGCUGGGCGCGCUCUCGCUCGGCUCCUUCAGCAAGCCCAGCUCCAAGGACAACCUGUUCGGCCAGAGCUGCCUGGCCGCGCUGUCCACCGCCUGCCAGAACAUGAUCGCCAGCCUGGGCGCCCCGAACCUCAACGUGACCUUCAACAAGAAGACCCCGCCUGAGGGCAAGAGGAAACUGAGUCAGAACGAGGCGGACGGCGGCGGCGCGGCCGCGGCCGGCACCCCGGGCUCGGAUUACUUCCCCGGGGGGCCUGCCCUGGGCGCGCCCGGGCCCGGGGGCCCUCCGGGGAGCGCGAGCGGCGGCUCCAAGGCCUCGGGGCCGCCCAACCCGCCCCCCCCGGGGGACGGCACCAGCCUCUCCCCCAACUACACCCUCGAGUCCACGUCGGGGAACGACGGCAAGCCGGUCCCCGGGGGCGGCGGGCGCGGCCGGGGCCGCAGAAAAAGGGACAGUGGCCACGUGAGCCCGGGGACCUUCUUCGACAAGUACUCGACGGCGCCGGACAGCGGGGGCGCGCCGGGGGUGAGCCCCGGGCAGCCGCCCCCGCAGGCGCCCCCGCAGGCGCCGCCGCCGCCGCCGCAGGCGGGGCCGGGCGUGGCCGUCGGGGCCGGCGAGGCCCGGGGGGCGCCGACGCCCCACGAGAAGGCGCUGACGUCGCCGCCGUCGUGGGGCAAGGGGGCCGAGCUGCUCCUGGGGGACCCGCCGGACCUCAUGGCGUCCCUGGAAGGGGGCGCCAAGUCGGACCGUAGUUCGCCGCACGUGGGCGAGUUCGCCCCGGACGAGGGGAGCACCAGCUACGCCAACGAGGACGAGGUGUCGUCCAGCUCCGACAACGCCCCGGCGCUGGCCAAGGCCGGCCGCAGCCCCCUGGUGACGGGCUCGCCCAAGCUGGCGCCCCGAGGCGCGGGCGCGGGGGAGCUCGGACCCAAGGCGCCCGCGCCCGCGCUCGGCCUGGCCGGCCUGUCUACCUCUACCUCCACCCCGGACAGCUACGGCGGCGGCGGCGGCGGGGCGCACCCCGCCACCCCGGGCCUGGAGCAGGUCCGGACCCCGAGCAGCGGCGCCCCCGAGGAGAUCCACCCCCUGGAGAUCCUCCAGGCCCAGAUCCAGCUGCAGCGGCAGCAGUUCAGCAUCUCCGAGGACCAGCCCCUGGGGCUCAAGGCGGCCAAGAAAGGGGACUGCGCCGUCGGGGCGGCGGGCGCGCAGGUGGGCGACGGCGAGCUGGGCAGCUGCUGCUCCGAGGCCGUCAAGAGCGCCAUGAGCACCAUCGACCUGGACUCGCUGAUGGCCGAGCACAGCGCCACCUGGUACAUGCCCGCAGACAAGGCCCUGGUGGACGGCGGCGGCGCGGACGACGACAAGACGCUGGCGCCCUGGGAGAAGGCCAAGCCCCAGAACCCCAACAGCAAAGAAGCCCACGACGUCCCGGCCAGCAAGGCCCCCUCAGCACAGCCCGGCAGCCACCUGCAGUGCUUGUCCGUCCACUGCACGGACGACGUGGGCGACGCCAAGGCCCGAGCGUCCGUGCCCACCUGGCGCUCCCUGCACUCGGACAUCUCCAACCGAUUCGGCACCUUCGUGGCCGCCCUGACUUGAAUUGACAAGACCCGCCCUCUGUCCUGACCCCUGACCUGUCCCUCCCGCCUCUCUCCCCUCUCCCCUACCUCUCCUGGACCCUUGUCCUCCACCCCCUGCUCAUUUGAAAGGGCCACUAUUGCUGAGAGAAUGAUUCCCCCCAGCCCCCUAGAUUGGUACCUGCUUAGUGGCAUAUGGACCGAAAAGGGUUAAUUUAAAGGGAUGGGGGAAAAAAAAACCUUAAUUUUUUUUUUUUUAAAGAAGAAACUCGUCCGCCACACUAUGUUAGCAGUGUUUACCCUUCUGCAGUUAGCAAACCUUUGCUUAAGUCUUUUUCCUGCUAGAGAAUUCCCCAUUUUUCUGUAAUCUUGGCAUACUUUUUUUUAGAUGACCUCUUUCCUUGUUUUAUUUUUAUGCUGCUGUAUGUCCAAGUAUCGUUAUUCCAUAAUGAGACAAGAGUUGCUUUCCUUUUUUUUUUUGAAAUUCUCUUUUAUUCUUGUUGCUUUUUCCCUCUUCCACUGUCCUCCUGACCGCUCCCCUUCCUCCUUCUUUUCUUCCUCCUCCUCCUCCUUCUCGUCUUCCUCCUCCCUCUCACCCUCCUCCUUCUCUUCCUCCACCCCCUUCUCCUCCUCCUCCUCCUCCUUCUUUUGCUUUGUUCACUGCUUAUUAAAAAUGGAAAUCCUGAAGAACAGUCGUUCUGGAAUAUUGCCGGGUGAAAGUCGAAUUGUCAUCACCGCAUUCUAGAUUGGCACCCAACUGUCCUUGGGUCCCCAACAGCCCUACAGUGAAGGUCCACCCAACUCCCCCGACUUAGCUCUUCAGCCUGGGACUCUGUUUUGUCUGCGCCCUGAGAAAAUAGAUAUCU